AUGACAGAACGAGAGGCUCUUGUAUAUCGUGCUAAAUUAGCUGAGCAGUUGGAAAGAUAUGAUGAGAUGGUUGAUGCAAUGAAGGAAGUUGUAGAGAUGGCAGAGGAGUUGACUGUUGAGGAACGUAAUCUACUUUCAGUUGCUUACAAAAAUGUCAUUGGGUCUCGGCGAUCAUCAUGGCGUGUGUUUAGCGCUGUUGAACAGACAGAAGGGAAUCGAGGUAAUGCUGAAAAGCAAGCUUGUGCCAAGAAAUUUCGUGAAGUUUUGGAAUCUGAACUCGAUCGUGUUUCUAAGGAUAUAUUGGAACUCAUUGACAAGUACUUAAUCAAAAGCGCAACAAAGUCAGACUCUAAGGUCUUUUAUCUUAAAAUGAAAGGCGAUUAUUUCCGUUACAUGGCGGAAUUCUCAGUCGACCCACAACGUCAAAAAGCUGCAGAAGAAAGUAACAAGGCCUACAAAGAGGCUUCUGAAAUUGCCGCAACCCAAUUGUUCCCGACCCAUCCAAUCAGGUUGGGGUUAGCUCUCAAUUACUCAGUUUAUUUCUACGAAAUCAUGAAUGAUCCAGACGAAGCAUGUCGUCUUGCACAAACAGCAUUUGACGAUGCAAUCUCUAGGCUAGAACAUUUAUCAGAAGAAAGCUACAAAGAUUCCACCUUGAUAAUGCAGCUAUUGCGAGAUAAUUUAACUCUAUGGACGUCAGAUCCUGAAAGAGAUGACAACGUGAAGAAAGAUACGGAAGAGAAAGCCUAAGAAGUAGACUUAAAGAUUGCUGGUGUUUGCUUACUUGGCCAGAGUUGCUUUUAGGGAUAAUUUAUUGAGUCAUGAAAGUGCACACCAGUAGUGCAGUUUCUCGUUUUACCACUUUAAUCCUUUUUUUCAAAUUAUUGCCAAGUUCUCUUAAUAUGCUGGUUCUCAUACUGUCAUGGUUAUAUUCAUUUAGGUAGUCAUUGUUUAUCAUCUUUAACUAUAUUAUAUACUCUAAAACUUGACGUUUUACUAAUAUCUGUCCUUGAUUUGACAGAUACUUCAUGUUGUUUGAAGCUAUUCUUCAUACUGAGAAUCUGAGCAUGUAAUACUUUGUUCGGGUUAACAUGUAAUGCUUUGAUCUACAACCUCAUAAAGGAGGUUUUGCGCAUAUUUUAUUUCAGUUUGAAAAAAAAAAUUAUGAAAUCAUUUUGCUUUGUAUUCCUUGAAAACUGAGUUAACCACUUGGUAUAUGGAUCUGUCAAAUAUAAUCAGUUGUUCAUACUUUUGUUGGAAAAUUUAUGCAAAGCGCUUAUGGCCGAGAAAUAGACGAUUCUGUUUAAUAUUACCUACAGAAUCAUGUAUGUUCGCCGAGUGUAGUUGAUUACUUCAUAACUUUGAUGUGAGGACAUGAAAUAAAAGACAUUUUAGACGUGCUAAGGUCUAAAACCCACUUGUAAUUGAAUUUCGUAGGUCCAUUUAGCCGAUUAGGAAUAUACAUAUAUUUGGUUAUUGCUGAGGGUAAUUUCCAGCGAUAUAAAUAUACUCUCGUUGAUUAGUAUUUCUCUGGGAAUAUCUUGAUGCAGUUACAAGGAUCAGAUCUCAUUAUUUUGAAACUCGAGGCUGUGUACUUUCUACGUAUCAUAUUCAAGCCAGUUAUUUGUGUUCACGUUAAAUUCAUUGGUAAAAACAAAGUCAUGUCACAUCUACGGUAUGCGACUGAUCGAUAAUUACACCCACUGGUUCAACAGACUUUCGAAAUGAAAUGUGAUCAAGUUGUCUUGUGUAAGUUAUUGGGAUUAAAGAAAUCUAGCGUCGCAUUAAGUUCGGUUUCUAUAACGAUACACAACCCUUAGACUAAUUACUAGACAUCUAAGGCUUGUAAAGGUAAGCACAUCAAAGUAGUGUGGUUGAGACCACUCUGACUUGCAAGUUGUUUGCUUGCUAAAUCCACCUGUAUACAAUUUCCGAAAAACGGUCAUCUCUUGUUUUAUUUUCUAAACUCAGUUGCAAUUAAGAUGGCUUACUUCAUUUGUAUCAGACUUACAUGCAUUGUUUCCGAAAACGCUUCAGCAACUACGAUUUAACUCCGGGUUUUUAGGUUUGAUUGGUCCCGUUUGUCGUAUUUGUUAGUCCUUGACGGUUGUUAUGGUAUGUUGACGAUUAUGUGUGGCGACACCUGGCAUAUGUUAACUAGCAUUUUUUUCGUCUUACAACCAUGCCACAUACUGUAAUAUCUCCUUGGUAAUUUGUGCGUAUGUUUCACUCCUCAAAAUGGACUUGAUGUCUUUUUUGGUUGCUCUUAAUCGCGUUAUUGAACAACCCAUAGUGGGACCGCAUAAUUAAUACUACUUAGCUUUUAUGGCAACUAAUACAGUACUAUUGUACACCUAAACAAGCCAUUUCCGUAACAAAUGUAUUGGUUUCUCGAUCAAUGUCGAGAAUUCUGGACAUACUAAUGAACACGACUUAACAUGUAUAAUCAAUUAAAACUGCUGUCGCAACAAGGCAGAAUUGAGUUAUUCAAGAAAACAUUUCGAACCUUAAAUACAACUAUGCUCAGGAUUCUUGUUGGUCAUUGUUCUUGUGGGAUGUUGGGGAAGCCGGCUGAUCGAAAAUCACAUGUUUGUGAAGCAUUAAGCACUUUUGUAAAAUUUCACUUUCUCAGCUAUUAUGGCACGGUGGGGGGUUUUAAUUACGGCUGAGAAACUUUGUUUGGGUUCGACCCGUGCCUGCACACCAAACUUUUCUCCAUGAAAACUAAGGGCCGUCAGAUUUAGUGACGUCUAAAGAUUCACAAAACAUUUCAUGAGAAAAGCUUCCUAGUAAAACGAAAGUGCAAAUGUCUGUAAUUCACGGUAAGGCCGUGUUGUUAACAUGUCAUUUUAUAGGCUACUUGAUGUUUUUGGCCGUUGAAUUGUGUUCCACUUCAGUUCCCAAUAGUCUUAGCGUCCUGGUUUUACAAUGAACAGGCUAGUCGCAUUUUUCGUCCUGGACUGUGCACUUUUUGUUCGAAAUGUAGAUUAACUAUCAUCUCCCUUGCUUAUUGGUUACGUUUCAUCAGUGAAUGUACUAAUAAAACUUGCAGUGCAGUCAGUCAGCAAGGACGUAGCUAUGUUCCUACACCUAGUACAUUUUCUGUAUUGUAGCAGUGCUUGGUGGGUAACAUAUGCUCUGUUAGACGUUGGGAUUCUACAUCAGGACUCGUUAUGGCAGUAAACGUGGUACAUUUAGUUAAAUGUGUUAGUGUGUAACAAUUAUUAAAGCUUGUAAUUAAUGGUUCGAUCAUACGACAGACAUUGCAAUUCAGUAUUAGAUGCUACGUACUCUAAAUAGAUUAUAGAUGAGAAGUCUUGAUACAAACUAUCUUCUAAUUGUUAAACCAAUCCGUAAAUAAAUGCAGUACUGAUUAUGUAAGCGAUUAUCUGGUAUCACUUGUGCCUAGUCACAAUUUAUUACAAAAGUGCAUAUUGUUUCAGAAUACUAUAGGCAUGAGUACUUCAACAGGCUAAAUACUAAAACUACAAUUUAAUAAUUGGACGUAAAAACAGUGAUCCUUACGAUCUCUAAGCCUCUCCCAGACUUGCCAGCUAGCUUAUUCUUUCAGGAAAGUGAAUAUAGCCUAAACGACGUUUCGUGGAUCUACAUAGCAUUCUUUGAUUGAAACGGGGUUUCCUUUUUAAAAAUUCAUACAAAAUAUUGUAUUGUGAUUAACAUCCUCGUUUUGAUUUCACAAAGAUCCCCACCGCGUCGUAGUGGUGGUUAGAAAGCUGUCUGUGUUGGGAGAUAUUAGUUAACCAGUACAUUCCCGUACCAUUCCAUGUAGUGAGACUCAAUUAUUUCUCAUGAAAUACGCUGAUGUUAGUGCCAAAACUGACAAAAAGUUAGCUAACCAGUCAAUAUGAUCUAACUAUACACUAACUGAUAGAAAACUAAUAUAUAAGCGUCUCGUUUCAUAUUGGUAUCGUUAGUAGAUCGUGUUGAAGUAGUAUAGUAUACUAGCUAGUUGAAUCUCUGAUAACCCUGCUGACGUCACAAUAAUAGACAAUCUGAUUGUUUGGUAACGGGUGAUUGGUUCAUAAAGAUCGUAAUUAAUAAUUGUGUGUACGAUCAGCGACAUAAUGAGGGGCUUUCAGACAAAAUAUACUCAUCGCUAGUAAUAAUGUUCAAAGCAGCGCAGAAUAUAGUUUCGUACUCGUGAUCAUGUCACCGGAUUUUCCCUGACGUUGCGAAUGGGUGGUUUUUUGAUGAAGAUAUGUUAAUUAGUUGACGGGUAUAUAGACCUGGCAGACUGCUACGUACCUUAGGAUGCACAGGGAAUCGUCGUGAAACUGGUUCUCAUCAGGUUCGUUAGUUCUCUGUAUCAAUUACUGUGUUUCUUCACAAAGCAAGAACAACAAAUAGAACAGCUGUAUUGAUUUCCCUAGGGUCCUCAUUCUCUACUUCAGGAAAUCGAUCAUACCCUCGAAACAUGUGAAGACGAACUAAGAGUACAAAUGUUAGCCUUAAUACUUGUCCGAUUGUUCACAAGAGAAUGUCGUUAAUAACGCUGUCCUAGCAUACAGAGGUGGUUUAACGAAUAACAGCUGUUCCUUAACCAAACGUUUACAGAAAUAAGACGAUCAGUACUGUAAAUUACGUACGGGGAUGUGAAAUGUAGUACAGUUGAGAGGAUCGGUCUUUCUUUCUGGACUCAAACAGUGAGCUGUGGUGAAAUCAUUUAGUUGAUGUAGGCUGUACUCAUAUGUAAAUGUUUUUAGUUGAAAAGUGAUUUCGUGAAAGCACCAUUUCGCCUAAGGUUUCUGAAAAAAGAUUCAAACUUGCUGGUUAAGAACUCUAACGUAAAACAAAUUCACUAAACGGUAGUUAUUUAAUAUAGGAAAUAGAAUGUAAGAAGCUCAAAACCAGGAGAAAACAGUUGACUAUCCUCCCUGUUUCUGAUAUCACGACCAUUAUUGAUUGACCUUAACUGUUCGUGUUCCUGAGUAUCCUUAACCUUUAUUCAAUAGUCUCAUUACAUAACCACAAUUUAAAACCCAACAGUCUAUCGUUACAAUCCUAAGUUAUGUAUUAGAAUCUUCCUCACAUGAUAUUUACCUAGAUCAUUUUAUCCAAUCCUUCCAACAUUAUCUACGUCAUUGUGACUAUCACUACAUUAUACUGCCAUGUGUUUAUAUUCGUAAGCGGUGUAUUUUGUUUCAAUGUCUUCAUUCAUAUGAUGUAGACUAACUGGUAUUUCAUUCGUAAUUAUGUUUAACAAAGGACAUUUAUCCAUACAAUCACCAUUUUAAAUACAGUAAAUAUGGAAUUACUGUUGUCAAGAGUCCCGCUGUUAACGAGUGUUCAGUAGCCAGGACUUAUUCACUAUACAAUAUUAGAAGAUAGUAACUAAAAUGUUAUGGUAUUUGAUGAUCUUAUACAAGUCGACGACUGAAAUAAGCCAUUAUUCGACUGUAGGUGGACAUAGAAAGAAGUGUACUAUAUUAACAAAUACCAUAACAUAUAGGUGAUAUGCUGAAAACAGUCGUAGAGAUAUUUCAGUGGAAAACAUUAACAUUCAAAAUUAACAAGAACAGAUUUUGAAAACGAUGUUAUCUUAUGAACCUCUUUUCAAAUUGGAAAAUUAGAUCAGUAUUUUUGACAUUAUCGAAUGAAAUAAAGUGAAUUUGCUACUAGGUUCUGAGACGUUUUAUCUAGUUGAAUAAAAGAUACGUAUAAGGUUCAUAAACACCAAGCCGCCAGUUCAAAACUUGUUUCAUCUAUUUUAGUCUGGACAGACAAAUACUUGAAAAAUGAGUUACAUAUUACAUAUAUUUAUACUUAUUUGUACAAAUGUCCUGAUUUGAUCUUUAAAUCAAGUAAAAAUAAACCCUUAGAACAGAAUUCUUAUGUUUUAAAACAUUAAUUUGACAAAGUCGAAGCAACUGAAGUUCAUCCAUCGUAGAGUGAAACAAAAAAUAUAUCGUGGGAGACGAUUACAGUCAACGUAAACAAAAGACAAUUUUGAAAUUUGGUCCUGAGAAUAACAUGAAUUGACAAGACGUGUGCCAACUAUCAUAAAAUAAGGUUACGAAAAUUUAUGAAUAAUGAUGAAAAUGAAUUUCAUUGUCAAUGUUGUGAACAAAUAGUGUUAAUGAAAUAAGAAAUCAAAUGAAUAUAAUAGGAAGCUUUUAUCACAAAAGAUUAAUCAACUGACAUUCAUUUUAUCAGUUAAUUAAAUAAAUAUAAUAGAUAAUUACGAGGUUAGCGCUCAAGUUAUCCAUGAAGUCAAUCAAAUAGAAACAUAGUACAACACUACUAAUCAUCAUUUGACAUUUGUUUAUAGUUGUAAAUAGUAUCAUAUCAAAUUAAAAGCAUUAUUAUGUUGAAUUCCAGACUGAUUAAUAAACUAAUUAGUGUUCAGAGGAGAUAUUAAGAUCAGUUCAGUUUAUUCAUGUAAGAAUUGAUAGGAUCGAUGCUCAGCAGUUGUUAAUGGAUACAAUUAUUAUCUUAAAUUGAAGUGGAAAAUUACUUCACAAAUUUCUGUCUAGAUAGUAGUAUCAAUAAUAUUACUUAGUGUGAUAUAUAAAUUAUCUAUAGUUGGCAACUAAACGAACCUAUAUAUUGAAGCUUCAAAAAAUUUACUUAAAGUAUGAGAUAGCAUUAUUUUUCACAAAAAC
Messenger RNA from Schistosoma haematobium, 6623 nucleotides. RefSeq lists its product as uncharacterized. The record is from RefSeq and is a predicted model, not a curated record. Gene Ontology annotation, biological process: signal transduction. Gene Ontology annotation, cellular component: cytoplasm. Lineage: Eukaryota; Metazoa; Platyhelminthes; Trematoda; Strigeidida; Schistosomatidae. The transcript has 5 exons. Bases 1 to 750 code for a protein of 249 amino acids.